UCAUGAUUUUCACCUUUCAACUUUUGACAUACUCAACCAUGCACAAAGCUAAAAGCAUGAAACCUCCCCAAGUUACCUUGUGAACCACAGUUCUCUGUACCAAAAAAACCAGUAUUUAAGGAAUUCGUUUUUUUAUUUCGCAAGAAAAUUUUCCUUAACAUCAUAUUCAUCGAAUUCCUCAAAAAACAAACCUUCUAGUUCAUUCCCUCUACACCUUUUCCCCCUCUUCCGUUACAUAAUUCACAUGCCGAAAAUUCUGUAACCCCCCAACAAAACUCAAAGCCUUUUUUGUUUUUCCUCACGACAAACACAUUAGUGCUUCAUUCUUUAACGGGGGAUUUUGGUGUAGGAUGGGAUCAAUGGAGAACGUUUCCAAACCAAGGAAGGAAAACCAGAAGUUUGAAUUGCCAGCGGGUUUUAGAUUUCAUCCAAGGGAUGAAGAACUCAUAAAUCACUACCUUACAAAGAAGGUUGUUGACAACUGUUUCUGUGCUGUGGCCAUUGCUGAGGUUGAUUUGAACAAGUGUGAGCCAUGGGAUUUGCCUGGGUUGGCUAAAAUGGGUGAAACUGAGUGGUAUUUUUUCUGUGUGAGGGACAGAAAAUACCCAACUGGUUUAAGGACUAAUAGGGCCACUGAUGCUGGUUAUUGGAAGGCCACAGGCAAAGACAGGGAGAUCAUAAUGGAGAAUGCACUCAUUGGGAUGAAGAAAACCUUGGUUUUCUACAAGGGAAGAGCUCCUAAAGGUGAAAAGACAAACUGGGUUAUGCAUGAAUAUAGGUUGGAAGGGAAGCAUAAUCAACCCAAUCCUGGAAAGAGUGAAUGGGUGAUUUGUAGAGUCUUUGAGAAGAGUCCUUGUGGGAAGAAAAUGCAUGUUCUAAAGUGUGGAAGGCUCAACAACUCCUCUGGAGAGGAACCAUCAUCAUGUGCUUCUCUAUUGCCUCCUUUGAUAGAUUCUUCUCCAUACAACAGUGAAACAAGAACCACCACUGCUGGUGAGUUGUCUCAGUUGACAUGCUUCUCUGAUCCAAAUCAAACUGAGGAUCAGAACAACACACAUGAUGACAUUGUUGAUAGCAUGGAAACUCCUAUUUUGAACUUCUCACCCUCUUCAAGACCUGAUGAUGCAUCCACUUUGGCCAAAGCAACCCUUUCUUCAGCUUCAAACCAAUCAGCACAGAUUGCCCACCAAAUUGGGAACUCACAGUUCCCAGAUUAUUAUCAUGUGCCUCAAGAACAGUCCAUGUUGAGGAUGCUGAUGGAAAAACAAGGACCAAUUGCAAACCAAAUUCAGAAACCAGAGUUUUCUGAGGGAAGAGACUUUGAUGCUGAUAUCUCAUCUAUGAUCUACAACAAUGACAUGAUGCACAGAAUGUUUGGGAAUCAAGAACAUUCUUCAGCUUCUGCAGGGCCCGUGGACACUGAUUUCCUAUGGAAUUACUGAAGAAGGUUAAGGAAUAUUAAUUUAGUGUAAGACAGAAAAUAUGUUAAUUAUAUUUAUAUUUAUAUUUAUAUGGUACAUACAGGUUGAUUACCUGCAACUGCAUGAACUUAUUCUAGGAAUUAUGGGAAAUGCAUGAAAUUGAAAUUCCCCCCUCUGGUUUAUAACUUUGAUAAAAAUUAGUGCUGAAUAGUCCAUAUUUUAUAUG
This is a messenger RNA of Glycine soja, 1647 nucleotides long. Its product is annotated as NAC domain-containing protein 100-like. Bases 351 to 1442 code for a protein of 363 amino acids. Gene Ontology annotation, biological process: regulation of DNA-templated transcription. The transcript has 4 exons. Gene Ontology annotation, molecular function: DNA binding. The record is from RefSeq and is a predicted model, not a curated record. NCBI's taxonomy places the organism in Eukaryota, Viridiplantae, Streptophyta, Magnoliopsida, Fabales, Fabaceae.